UCCAGGUCUUGGCGGCGGCCGCCGCCCUCCCCUCCUCCGCUCCCUCUCUCUCGCCUUUUAAUCAUGCCCCUCUGUCUGUGUGUGAGUGCAGGCAGGCUGACAAUGAUUUCCUCAGUGAUUACGUACAGAGCGAGUCCCUGCGGGUUAGGGGCCCCCUCUGGAGCCAUCCUGAUGGCUUUGGGGGCCUUGCUUCCAUUUUCCAUUAUUAUGUGGACUACCGGAGCGACAGCGCAGUCCAAGACCUUGCAGCUGUUUGCUUUUAGGAUGUCUCGCCGCAAGCAAGCUAAACCGAGAUCACUCAAAGAAACCCAGAUUCUAGAAACAACCAAUUGUAUGAAGCCUUGGGGUUGGCGGAGGAGGAAAAGAGUAGAAGAAAAUGAAACAGAGGACCUGCAGGCAGGUGUGGGACACACAGCCGCACAGACUGACCCUAACUGUAAACUAGAAGACAAGACAGAAGAUGGAGAAGUGUUAGACUGUAAGAAAAGGCCGGAUGAAGGGGAGGAGUUGGAAGAAGAAGCUGUGCACAGCUGUGACAGCUGCCUCCAGGUGUUUGAGUCACUGAGUGAUAUCACAGAACACAAGAUUAAUCAAUGUCAACUGACAGAUGGAGUGGAUGUUGAGGAUGACCCCACUUGCUCAUGGCCAGCAUCAUCGCCUUCUAGCAAGGACCAGACUUCCCCGAGCCAUGGAGAAGGUUGUGAUUUUGGUGAAGAGGAAGGAGGCCCAGGGUUGCCCUAUCAAUGCCAGUUUUGUGACAAAUCGUUCAGCCGCCUCAGCUACUUAAAGCACCACGAGCAAAGUCACAGUGACAAACUCCCUUUCAAAUGCACAUAUUGUAGUCGUCUCUUCAAACACAAACGAAGCAGGGACCGCCACAUAAAGCUUCAUACGGGAGACAAGAAGUAUCACUGCAGUGAGUGUGAUGCAGCAUUCUCAAGGAGUGAUCAUCUUAAAAUUCACUUAAAGACUCAUACGUCCAACAAGCCAUAUAAAUGUGCCAUUUGUAGACGUGGAUUUCUGUCAUCUAGUUCGCUGCACGGUCACAUGCAGGUUCACGAGAGGAACAAAGAUGGUUCUCAGUCUGCUUCCCGGAUGGAGGACUGGAAAAUGAAAGACACUCAGAAGUGCAGUCAGUGUGAAGAAGGCUUUGAUUUUCCUGAAGAUCUUCAGAAGCAUAUUGCGGAAUGUCACCCUGAGUGUUCUCCUAAUGAAGACCGAUCUGCUCUUCAGUGUGUUUAUUGUCAUGAACUCUUUGUAGAGGAAACAUCUCUGGUGAAUCACAUGGAGCAGGCUCAUAAUGGUGAGAAGAAGAAUUCAUGCAGCAUUUGCUCUGAGAACUUUCACACUGUGGAAGAGCUGUACAGCCACAUGGACAGUCACCAGCAGCCGGAAUCGUGCAACCACAGCAACAGCCCGUCAUUGGUAACUGUUGGCUACACCUCAGUCUCAAGUACCACUCCAGAUUCCAAUCUCUCAGUGGAUAGUUCAACAAUGGUGGAAACGGCUCCCCCUAUACCAAAAGGCCGUGGAAGGAAGCGGGCAGCUCAGCAAGUGCCAGAUAUCACUGGUCCUUCAAGUAAACAAGCAAAAGUUACCUAUAGCUGCAUUUAUUGCAACAAACAGUUAUUUUCCAGCCUUGCAGUUUUGCAGAUACACCUGAAAACUAUGCAUUUAGAUAAGCCCGAACAAGCCCAUAUCUGUCAGUAUUGUUUGGAGGUAUUGCCAUCUCUCUACAAUCUGAACGAACAUCUUAAGCAAGUCCACGAAGCUCCGGAUCCAGGGCUGAUUGUUUCCACCAUGCCUGCCAUGGUGUACCAGUGCAACUUCUGCUCUGAAGUGUUCAAUGACCUCAACACUCUUCAGGAACAUAUCCGAUGUUCUCAUGGAUUUGCUAACCCUGCUGCUAAGGACAGUAAUGCGUUCUUUUGUCCCCAUUGCUACAUGGGGUUUCUUACAGAUUCUUCUCUGGAAGAGCAUAUUAGACAAGUCCAUUGUGAUCUUAGCAGUUCCCGUUUUGGUUCCCCCGUGCUCGGAACCCCAAAAGAUCCAGUAGUGGAAGUGUAUUCUUGUUCUUACUGUACAAAUUCUCCAAUAUUUAAUAGUGUUCUUAAGCUGAACAAGCAUAUCAAGGAGAACCAUAAGAACAUUCCUUUGGCACUGAAUUACAUCCACAAUGGAAAAAAAUCCAGAGCCAUGAGUCCCUUAUCUCCUGUAACCAUUGAGCAGACCUCUUUAAAAAUGAUGCAGGCAGUUGGAGGUGCUCCUCCUCGUCCUGCAGGUGAAUAUAUUUGCAAUCAAUGUGGUGCUAAGUAUACUUCCUUGGACGGUUUUCAGACUCAUUUAAAAACACAUCUUGAUACUGUCCUGCCAAAACUGACCUGCCCUCAGUGCAACAAGGAAUUUCCAAAUCAAGAGUCCCUGCUGAAGCAUGUUACCAUUCAUUUCAUGAUCACCUCAACCUACUACAUCUGUGAAAGCUGUGACAAGCAGUUUACUUCUGUGGAUGACUUGCAGAAACACCUACUAGACAUGCAUACAUUUGUAUUCUUCCGCUGCACCUUGUGCCAAGAGGUUUUUGACUCCAAAGUCUCUAUCCAACUACACUUGGCUGUGAAGCACAGCAAUGAGAAGAAGGUAUAUAGAUGUACGUCUUGCAACUGGGAUUUCCGCAAUGAGACUGACCUGCAGCUUCAUGUUAAACACAACCACCUGGAGAACCAAGGCAAAGUGCACAAGUGCAUCUUCUGUGGUGAGUCCUUUGGUACAGAGGUGGAGCUGCAGUGCCACAUUACUACGCACAGCAAGAAGUACAACUGCAAGUUCUGCAGCAAAGCUUUCCAUGCUAUCAUCCUGCUGGAAAAGCACUUAAGGGAAAAACAUUGUGUUUUUGAAACAAAAACUCCAAACUGUGGAACGAAUGGGGCAUCUGAGCAGGUUCAGAAAGAGGAAGUUGAGCUCCAGACCUUGUUGACAAAUAGCCAGGAGUCCCAUAACAGCCACGAUGGCAGCGAAGAAGAUGUGGACACAUCUGAGCCUAUGUAUGGCUGUGACAUUUGUGGAGCAGCUUACACCAUGGAGACUCUCCUGCAAAACCACCAGCUUCGAGACCACAACAUUCGACCUGGAGAAAGUGCCAUAGUGAAGAAAAAGGCUGAACUCAUUAAAGGGAAUUACAAGUGUAAUGUGUGUUCUCGAACAUUCUUCUCUGAAAACGGGCUCCGAGAACACAUGCAGACACACUUGGGACCAGUGAAACAUUAUAUGUGCCCAAUCUGUGGCGAGCGGUUUCCAUCCCUUCUGACUCUUACUGAACAUAAAGUCACACAUAGUAAGAGCCUGGACACUGGAAACUGCAGGAUUUGCAAGAUGCCUCUCCAGAGCGAGGAGGAAUUUUUAGAGCAUUGCCAGAUGCACCCUGACUUGAGGAACUCUUUGACAGGGUUCCGCUGCGUGGUGUGCAUGCAGACAGUGACCUCCACGUUGGAACUGAAAAUUCACGGCACAUUCCACAUGCAGAAAACUGGAAAUGGUUCUGCCGUGCAGUCCACGGGGCGCGCACAGCAUCUCCAGAAACUGUACAAGUGUGCUUCUUGCCUGAAGGAAUUCCGUUCAAAACAGGAUUUAGUGAAACUUGACAUCAAUGGUCUGCCAUAUGGUCUGUGUGCUAGCUGUGUUAAUCUCAGUAAAAGUGGUAGUCCAAGUGUCAACAUCCCUUCAAGCAGUAACAGACAAGGCAUGGGCCAAAAUGAGAACUUGAGUUCCAUUGAGAACAAAAGCAAGGCAGGGGGACUGAAGACUCGAUGUUCUAGUUGCAAUGUUAAAUUUGAAUCAGAAAGUGAACUCCAAAACCAUAUUCAGUCAAUCCACAGAGAGCUUGUUCCAGACAGCAACAGUACACAGCUGAAAACACCACAAGUAUCUCCAAUGCCCAGAAUCAGCCCCUCCCAAACUGAAGAGAAGAAGACCUACCAGUGCAUCAAAUGUCAGAUGGUUUUCUACAAUGAAUGGGAUAUCCAAGUUCAUGUUGCAAACCACAUGAUUGAAAUUCCUGUUGUGUUAGAAAGGGAUGCCACUGCGAGAUAAUGCCAGGCAGUCCGAAAGUUGUUCCUUUCUAUCUGCCGAACUGCACGAUUCUCCUCCUCGCCGGUGCUGUGAUACACUGUGCAUGUUAAUACUAACUCACCACGGGCGGAAUUAAUGCCAUUGUGUCAGCCUUCCCUUUUGUUCCUCACUGCUGACCACUUGUCAGCAGGCUUUAUCAGGAGCUGUAGCACAGUGCUUAGCAGCUAGUACAGAGGGUAGCCAAACCAGACCUUUUCUGAAUUGUCCCUAUUCUUAGAGGAGAAGCCUCCAAUUCUUCGACAGAGUAUGUCCCUCGGUUUCUCCCCACUUUGUAAGCGCAGGAAGCAAAACAAAAGAAGCCAAUAUGGAGAGUGGGUGUCAGACUUCAGCUGCUCAUAUUGUUGCAUUUGGUGAGCUGACGGGGUUUCGUAGGUCACCUUUAGAAUUAUGCCUAUGACAGCAGUAGCUACCUGCCAAGAUUGCAAGGUAUCUCACAGCUCUCAGGAUGGAGUCUGUGGCCUGGUAGGCCGCCGUUGGAGGGGUACACAUUUGCUGUACAGCUGGCAGCACUGUAUGGGGCAGCAGUGUGGGCUGUUAGGGAGCUGGAAAGGAGACAAGCAUGAAAUUUCUUCUAACCCCAACUCUGUUUUUCUGUACUGUUGGCUGCUUCUCAGUUCCUUGACAAAAAAACCAAUCAGGCACCCUUUAAUCCGCCUGUGAUUACCAGUGGUAUAAAAAGAGAAGCAUAAUGAGGAAAAAUGCCUCGUUUUGUUGCCUUCAAAAGCCAACAAAUUGGAGUUAACUUGACAGGAAGUGGCUUAAUAAUUAGAUUAUUUAUUUAUUCCUGACACAUAUCCCCCUGUUACUAGUCUCAGGAGAUCCUGUAGAUGGUACGAUUUUCAAGCUGCCAUUACUUCGCUGUCUUCUGUGAACAAAGAAGCUACUGUCUAUCAGUCAAUUAAAUGCACUCUUUAAGCAGAGGCUGAGAAGUCCUCAAUGGAUAGAGCCCUGGGACAUUGUGGCUGAUGAUUCCUUUCUCUGUACUGUACAUCACACUCUCAACUACAGUCCCCACAGAGAUGGAAUAAAGUCAUGCAUUAAAAUAUCACUUGUUGAUUUGUUUGCUAAUGAAGAGCCAUUGAAAUGUUUGUGUAUUUCUGUGGCAAAAUUGUUGAUAAAAGGACUACUUGCUUGCAUAUCUUACUUCAUCUUCCGUAAGCGCUUAUUUAAGACUUACUAAAAUUAAAGUCAACAAAUUAAGGAAAAAAC
This is a messenger RNA of Numida meleagris (helmeted guineafowl), 5334 nucleotides long. It is a transcript of the gene ZNF521, whose product is annotated as zinc finger protein 521. Lineage: Eukaryota; Metazoa; Chordata; Aves; Galliformes; Numididae. The record is from RefSeq and is a predicted model, not a curated record. Gene Ontology annotation, biological process: regulation of transcription by RNA polymerase II. The transcript is spliced from 8 exons. Gene Ontology annotation, cellular component: nucleus. Gene Ontology annotation, molecular function: DNA-binding transcription factor activity, RNA polymerase II-specific; RNA polymerase II transcription regulatory region sequence-specific DNA binding. Bases 64 to 4086 code for a protein of 1340 amino acids.